CAAAUCCCAGGGAAGGGAGGCGCAGGUUUCCGGCCUAAUGAGCAAAAACACAACUCCAGUCUGAAAGACGAUGAACAGACGCUGCGUCUUGUAAAUAAUUCCACGGAUAGCUUUCUCAGAUACAGCCCUAAUCUACUGUGCUCUAACAAAUCCCUAAUUUAUAUUCCAAGGGGUCACACUGACAUGGCCUCUGUCCACUGAACUACUCUCUCUUUAGCCACUGCAUGCACAAAGCAUUGGUGUUAAACUUUCCAGCGGAUGAGACUGACCUACCAUCACCAUGGAAACAGACACAGAAGUUAUUCCUAUCUGGCAGAAUAAGCCUCAUGGCUCCACCCGUAGUGUUGUGAGAAGAAUAGGUUCCACUCUUCCACUUAGGGCUCCACAAAGGGCAUGUUUCGAGGAACUACCGGGCCUUCCCCGUCAUCGACCUAUGGAUGGCCCUAUGGUUCCUACGUUGGCAGACAUAGCCUGGAUUGUUGCAGAUGAAGAAGAGACAUAUGCCAGAGUGCGGAGUGACACUCGUCCUCUGAAACACGAAUGGCGACCCACGCCUCUCCUGGUACUCCACAGGAACUCAUCUGUACCCAACUUUCGCCGUGAGUGCAAAAGGGUGGAAGGGCUAAGGAAGCCUGGGGUGACGGCGAUGAAUCGUACUACCGCCCUGCAGGAUGAGCUCAGCAGACUCCGUGCACAGAUAGCCAAGAUUGUGGCUAGUGAUUCUGGCUCAAACCCCCUGACCCCUGACCUGCUCUCUCCUGACGACACAAGUAUGAGCUUCUCCAUGGCACCGUUCGAGACGGCGCCCUACCAGCCGGCUGCCACGGCAGCUGCUUCCUUUGUCAUCAGUGAUGUCACGGAGGAGGAAGAAGAGGAAGAGGAGGAGGAGCAAGAAGAGGAAGAUGUGGUGUCUGUGGUGUCGGAGCUUGUCCCUGACCCUCUGCCGCCUGUUUCCAUGACGGCAUCAGCGACCUUUGACCUGGACAGACCCAGCAUGGACUUCCGCGAGGCAGAGGAGGAUACAGUGUCGCUAUCAAAGUCCACCAGCUUUGCUGAUGUUAUGGACAUCCUGAAGGACAUGAACCGCAUGAAGAUGAGCAAGGACAGGUACAACAGAGGCUGUACGUCCCUUAGAGAGGAGGACUCAGCCUCUCUAAUUUCAGAAGCUCUGAGGAAAAAGUUUGUCUUGAAGGAAGAAGAUACUGACGCUGUGAAACGGAAGUAGCCUGAUCACGCGUUUAUCGUCAAUACCCAAUCCUGCGGCUCCAUGUAAGUCAGGACAGGAGUUUUUUUUUUAAAUAUUUUCUAUAAUUAUGAGCCCUUGAAGGAAUGCUGUCGGUCAUCAUUGUCAAUGUUUUACAGUUUUAGGUCUCUUGUGGGUUCUUAGCAGUUGUUGUUUUUUUUUCUCCCUCAUAAUUUGUAGGCCUUUGCCUGUGAAAUAUGUACCCAAGGAUCAACAACCUUGCUCCUCAAACCCGAGGCAAUAGCUGUCUGCUAGAGCUAGAACAAAGAAAUAAUUUCGUCUCGGACAUAACCAUAAACCAUAUGUGAACCUCACAGUGCUGUUGCUGUGUGACGGGGAACAAGCAAUUCUUGAUAACAAUAAUCACAUAUUGCAUCCAGUUUAUUUCUCUAUUUAUAAAAAAAAAAAAAAAAAAAAGUUUUUAUGUUUAAAUGUAUUUUGAAAAAGGACUCAACAGACUGUUGUCUGGAAACUUACUCUGUGUCCAGACUGAUUUAAUUUUAGAUGCAAUUUAUUUUGAUUGUGUUAUAGAACCUUGGGGAGGGGCUGACAUGCAAACAUUUAUAACACAGACUUUGGACUUAAAGUCAGAAUUGUCUCUUUUAAAAAGCAUAUCCAUCAUGCUAGAAAAAGUGUUUUUUCUCCAGAAACAUUGCAAAUUCUUUGUCUUCUUUAAGUGACAUACUUGUGACAUACUUGAACAUAUUUUAUGUACAAAUAGAACAGAUCUAGUGUACACGUGCAGAGAUGUACUGUAUCUUAUCACAGCGUGUGUGGGAAAUAGAACUCGAGAUGGUUGCUGUUAAUAUUUGCAUUACACGUCUGAGUUUGGAAAUGCAGUGCCAUGCAUCGUGUACCGUAUGUUGCUUGCUCCACUGCAACCUUAUGCCUGUCCUCUUGUUGGUGAUUAACAUAUAGAAUGAUAGUCACUGAACCACAAGGUACUGAUUUUGACGCCCCAAGUGAAAGGAGCAUUAUGAUGCAGUUUGAAAAGUCAACUCUGUGGUGUAAAAAUCUAAGGAAGUGUGUAAGUAAAAUGUGCACCCAUCAUUGUUUGUUUUUAGUAAGGCAGUGACCAAUACAAUCUUGUACAGGUUUUUUUGAACACACAUCUCCACCCUGUGUAGAUUGUUCUAAUUACUAGCUGAAACCACCUUUAAUGACGCAAUAUUAAAUAGGUGUUCUCAGUUUGGGUAGAGACAACUGAUCUAUGUGUAAGAGUGCUUUUACAUCAUUUGGUAUGCAGUUUUGACAAAGCCACGGGUAAAAUGCUUGUGAGUCCCAAUGAUAACGACGGAUAUUCUUGUUAAUGCCUUACCACAGAUCUAUUGCCUGUUCCGAAGCCUGAUUUUAUUACCAUAUUAAUUGAAGUGCCAUGGGUUUGUUGUACUCUGCCCACCGCUCUUUGCAUGUCCUUUCCUGAAUCUGCCCUCCAUCCUCUUUAUUAAGAGCCCCAUGUUUUUAAUCUAACAAACAUAACGGUUGUGUGUGUGUGGUAAUGCUGAAUGUUUGUUCAAAAUAACCCGUCACAAGAAAAGACUUGCUGUCAUGACACUUUUCUCUCCAAACAUGUCACUCCUACUUUGUUUUCAUCUGUCAUGUGUAUGCCUACAUGGCUAGGAGUCCCUUGGUCUCGUUUUACAGUGUAAAAUAUACUUCUAUGUUUAUCUUUUUGGAUUGAAACAAGAUUGUGCCCAUAUGUGUGUCGCUGUAUGCAGUGGAAUUAGUGGGGUUUUUUUCUUGCUAGA
Messenger RNA from Etheostoma cragini (Arkansas darter), 2991 nucleotides. RefSeq names its product mitochondrial fission regulator 1-like (gene mtfr1l). Gene Ontology annotation, cellular component: mitochondrion. Gene Ontology annotation, biological process: aerobic respiration; mitochondrial fission. The record is from RefSeq and is a predicted model, not a curated record. NCBI's taxonomy places the organism in Eukaryota, Metazoa, Chordata, Actinopteri, Perciformes, Percidae. Bases 281 to 1225 code for a protein of 314 amino acids. The transcript has 7 exons.